GCGCGAAGGGCUGCGGGAUGGUGCCAUGGCGCGGCCGGCCGGGGAGGAGGCGCAGUCGCGGCGGCGGGAGAGCCCGACAGCCAGCCGGCUGCUGGUCUCCUUCCAGUACGUGCACGUGCAGCUGGGGGGCGGCGCGCCCUGGGGCUUCACUCUGCGCGGCGGGCUGGAGCACGGCGAGCCCCUCAUCGUCUCCAAGGUGGAGGAUGGCGGGAAGGCAUCCUUGUCGCAGAAGAUGCGCCCUGGGGACGAGCUGGUGAACAUCAACGGGACCCCGCUCUACGGCUCUCGGCAGGAGGCUCUGAUCCUCAUCAAGGGCUCUUACCGCACACUCAAGAUGAUCAUCAGGAGGAGGAACGUGCCCGUCAUCAGGCCUCACUCAUGGCACCUGGCCAAGCUGUCCGAGGUCCGGACUGAGACCGCCACCAUGCACUUCCCUGCGGAUGCCUUCAGCCUCUCCUGGCACUCGGGAUGUGACACCAGCGACCUGCCCUUGCCGUGGAACCCACUGUCACGCCACUGCAGCACCGACCAGAGCAGCUCCCUCGGGAGCAUGGAGAGUCUGGACCAGCCAGGCCAGACUUACUACGAGGGCAGCCUCUCCCCCAUCGACCAGGCCAUGUACCAGAACAAGCGCGACUCUGCCUACAGCUCUUUCUCAGCCAGUUCCAACACCUCUGACUCUGCUUUGAGACCCGAGGAGAGCAGCUCUGCUGAAUACAUCCAGCAAGGCCAGUUGCCAGACCCCCGCUACCUGCAGACGAGCAGUGAAGGUAGCGAGGCAUCAGGGGCAGCAAGCCUGCCUUCCCUGGCCAGCCAGCUCAAUCCUGGCACAAGGCCAGCCUCCUGCACUCAGGAAAGUCACUUUCCCAGCUCCACCAAAGCCUUUGCCCCUCCCCAGCCCCCUGUAAGGCAGGACAGCCUGCGCGCUUGUAACCCCUCGUCAGCCAGCACGGAGGCACGGGGGGCCUUGCCCCAGGUGGAGUCUCUGCACCCCAAGGGCAGGUGGACCUCGGACACUUCUCUCUGUGUGCGUGCCAGGGACCCUCAAGGGACCAGCGGGCAGUCGGCCUCUGCCAACCCCACCAAAGAAUCUCUGCCCACUGACCAGUACUAUCUGCUGAGCUCCCACGCAGACAGAAGCCUACCCCUGGAGAGGGGAGCACAGAGCAUGGAAUCGCUCUUGAAUGAGGAGGGUGGCGUUCCCUCUCCGGAAGAGGCUGCCCAAUGUGCAGACAGCCAGGCUGAGCUGGGCAGCCCUAACAUCUGUCCCUCGUCUUGGAAGGACUGUUGGUCAGGACAGCUGGCUCACCGGCACAGUGCCCCGGAGCGACUGCUGGCUGCCCAGUUGCAGGCUCUGAAUGUGUCCCAUAGCCAGGAGGGGCCCCACUGGACCGUUUCACCACUCCAUGCAGACAGCAAAAGUCCCGGAGCCCGGGAGUCGCGGCGGACUCAGGGCCAUGGCUGCCAGAGCUCUCCUGGUCAAGCACAAGAGCUGGGUCUUUGUCCGGUGCCAGGGGAAGGAUCUUGGUCUCCCAAGAGUUGCCCCACAGUUCUAGAGAGGCCCAGGAGCACUUCACUUGAGCUGACCUCUUCCCUGCCCGUGCCGCCUUCUGGUGAUGCUGGCCCAGGCCCCAGGGCAGUGCCCAGUACGGAUACUUUGACUGAAGGGGGACAAGUCGGCGAAGGGAGCCAGCCCACCACAAGGAAGGGAGGCUCAGCUCAGCACCGCUCAGCACAAAUGCGCCGGCGUAGCGACCGUUUUGCUACCAACUUGCGCAAUGAGAUCCAGUGGCGCAAGGCCCAGCUCCAGAAGGCCAAAGGCUCUGCCGUGCUCCUGUGCGGGGAGGAAACGGUGCAAGAGAUGGAGGAGCCCCCAGACAGCCCCGCUCCUGCCCUCUCUCCUCCCCCACCUCCCUCUGCCCCUGCUCCUGCAGCCCUCCUAGCGGAGAGGAGGCCGCACAGAACAGUCGGCCCUAAGCGCUGGGGCUCUGAGCUGAGUGUGUUGCAGGGAGAGGCUGCUCCCCAGAGCCCCAGCAGGGGGCAUCCAGAGCCCAAAUGGAAGGCCCCAUUGCCCGAGCCCGAGAAACCCCAGGCAGCUCUGCCGUUGCUAUCUGGGGGAAGAGGUCGCUGGCGGUGGUCUCCGGAGCACAAAUUGCAGCCACACUCUCAGAGCCCCCAGGCAGCUGAGCCAGGCUCGCCAUCGCGGCUUUUGGAGGAAUCCGGCCUUCUGCCUUUUGCUGACAGGCGGAAGUUCUUCGAAGAGACGAGUAAGGCACCAGCCUCAGCACAUGUGGCCUCCCGCCAUGGCAGGCCUGGAGGUUGGCAUCCCAGAGGGGUGGAACAAAACACUUUCCAGCCAGUGAGUUCAGAGCACAGGGACCAGCGCCGGCACUCUAUGGACCAUUCCUAUGGCCCUCCAUCCUCGCCUCUCAUCUACCCGGAUUUCCAACCAGACAUGACCGGGUUUUACAAGCCAAUGGCCCGCCACAGGGACUGUGAGUGUUGGCGGUCCCUUCCCUGUGCUUGUGCGACCCGAGAAGCCUGUGUGUACUGCUGUGGGGAGAGGUGCCCCACUUUGCUUCAGAGGAGUGUUCCGGUGCCAUCCAGCCACUGUACCCACCACUGCCAUCCUCACCCCUGGGCCCGCCGCAGUGACUGCUGCUGCCCAGCUCAGCACAAGCUCUUGGAGGAAGGGGGUCCUUGGCAAGUCAGGAAGACCUACUCACCGGAAUUUCCAGUGGAUGAAUGGGAGCCUCCAGCAAUAAAUAGAAAAAGCAGCCAGUCAAUGAGUGAGCUGGCGCAACAGAAGAUGGGCUUUUUGAGGGCCAGCCCUUUCUGGCCACGCUCAGAAAAUGACCCAGAGUGGGCUCCUUUCUGCCGGGCUUUGUCCACUCACAGCCUCUCUUGGGACUGCGAGAGGCCUAGCCAAAUGGAGGGGAGCCCAACCUAUGAGGAGGGUGCCUCUGAACUACGCAAGCAUCCACUCCGUGAAAGGGCGUAUUCCGAAAGCCAUCUUUGUGGAGAGUCGGGCAGCGCUUCCAGAAGAGAGAGGCAAGAGGCCUCGUUGGCCAAGUUGGAGGAGUUGCCUCGAGCAGCCAAAAAGAAGGGCCCGCCCCCUCCACGCCCCCCACCCCCAAAGUGGGAGAAGUACCGCCCCCGUCGAGCCUCCCACCACCAGCUGCUUCCCACUGAGACUGGCCUGUCAGCAGUCCCAGAAGACUCUUGCAGCACAGACGACAUGGCCAGGCAGCGGUCUCAGAGCCUGCCCCUGGAGCAGGUCUGGAGUGAUGCAGCCCAGGAGCCCCACCCCAGGCCUCGGGGAUCCCCCUCGCCAGUGGACCGUGGCCACCUGCACUACUACUGCCAUGGCUCCCCACGUGGGACUCCAGAGUGGCCAACCCCAGACUUGAGUGGAGAGAGCGACUCCUCCAGGCCUGCAAGUUCCCUGGCAGAGGAAGCCAAAACAGAGCCCUUGUGGGAUAAGGAGCAGAAUGCAGUGCCUAGCAGAGGCCCAGAGCAGCCACGGGCUAGCCCCUCCAAUCUGCGAUCCAAGGAAUAUGAGUCUGCGCAAGAGGCUGCUGGAGAAGAGAACUGCCACCUGGGCACGGCAAGCCCAGGGCCACCCUUCCGCCUGAAUUCGGAGGAGCUGAUGAGAGAUGUGGUGGGCAGGGACCGCUCUCUGGCUGCUGUGCUGAAUCCAGCCUCAGGUCUGGUGACAGCAGCCGAGGUGAUGAAUGACCUCUUCUCCCCAAGCGAGGACAACAUGUGGAAGGGGCAAGACUGGCAAGCACAGGUGGCUGGCACUGGAUUUCCCGAGAGGCAUCCAGUUCAGCCUGCCUCCCCAACCUCAGGGGGCACCUCCUGCUCAGCCUAUUACAACCUGUCGUCUGGAAAGGCCGAGCUGCUCAACAAAAUGAAAGAGCUGUCGGGAGCCAGUGCAGAGGAAGAGGAGCCGGACCACGAUCUGGCCCGGAAGAAGGUUCAGCUGAUCGAAAGCAUCAGUCGGAAGCUGGUGGUGCUGCAGGAGGCACAGCGAGGCUUGCAGGAUGACAUCAGUGCCAAUUUAGUCCUGGGCAAAGAAGUGGAAAGUCAUGUCAAGGGAGUCUGCAAGCCUCACGAAUUCGAGAAGUUCCGCCUGUUCAUCGGAGACCUGGACAAAGUGGUCAACCUGCUCCUUUCGCUCUCGGGGCGACUGGCCAGGGUAGAGAAUGCCCUAGGCAACCUGGACAAUGAUGCCCCAGAGGACGAAAAGCUGGCCCUCCUGGAGAAGAAGCGACAGCUGACAGCCCAGCUAGAGGAUGCCAAGGAGCUGCAGGAGCACGUUGCGCAGCGGGAGCGUGUGGUCUUUGCCAGUGUGUCGCGCUGCCUGCCCAGUGAGCAGCUGCAGGACUACCAGCAUUUUGUGCGCAUGAUGUCGGCGCUGGCCAUCCAACAGCGGCAGCUGGAUGACAAGAUCAAGCUGGGCGAGGAGCAGCUCCGCUGCCUGCGUGAUAGCCUGCGCCGGGUGCCCCAGGACUGCUAGCCAAGCCUCGCUUUGCGGCCACCAGGAGAGUUUUUAUCAGAAGGAACAGCUGGGCCUCCCACGUGCCAAAAGAGUCCCCCUUGGAGAGUUGCCAGUUGCCAUGCCUGUCAUGGAUCGUUUGCCAUCUGCUGUCUUCUCACUCUCAGGAUAAUCCUCUUUGCCAAAGACUGUGCCAUGCCAAAUAACUGCAUCACCUUCUUCUAUAGCCAAGAAGAGGAAGGGCUCACCAAAGUGCUCUUUGCUAAGACACAGACCAUGUGACUGGAAUGGAUUGUUGCAUCUGCUCAGGAACAAGAUGGUGGGAUUCCUGGAGCCACAGUGGAGUGAUGAUGAGGCAGUCCAAGCUUCCUCCACCUCCUUCCCAGUCUUCUCUAGGUAGCAGGCUGUACCAGGAAAACCAGCUGCCUUCAGCUCCAGUGGUAUCCACCUUGCCAAGCAGAGGACAAAGGCAUCCUGUGAGCAAUUGUAGAAUCACAGCCUGGCUGUGGAGACCCUGUCCUUGUUUCAUGUGUCUGCUACACUUCGAGCAUUCCAUUUCUCCUGUUCCAGUUCUAUUUAUUUUUCUACCUAACAGUUUUUGUAAAAAAGAAUUAAGGAUUUGUGUAAGGUGGCAGGAAUAGUGACUGACCCUGUAUUGCUUUCACAUAGAAGCCAUUCACCCCCAACUUACAAUGCCAGUAGCAACCAGGACUCCAGUCCUUUGGCCUAGGAGGGUUUUUCCACACCUGAAGGGAUCUGUUCAGGCAGAGUGGAAUUUAACCCAAGUGGAAUUUAAACAAUGUGCAGAACCUGUGAUUCUCUCUCCCAUUGGGUCCAGCAAGGCCUUUUGUAGUGCCGUGAUCCAAAGCGGCUCUCCUAAGUUCAGGGGGAGGAAAAGUCUCUCCAGCUCCUCUUCCCCCUUCCAGCUCCUCUGAGCCAAUUUUUCCCAUCAGAGUCCAGGGCAGGGUAGCAUUUUAGGCCUUCUCAGCUGGUUACUCAUUUCCCCUAUUUCCAUGUAGGGGCAAAGUUUAAAGACUGUGUGUACAAUCAUCCAUCCUGUGAAGACUGGGCACGUCUGUGAGCUCGAAGGGGGGCUGGAGCCCACACUUUCCACGCAACAUCAAGAGAGGCUCUUGUGCUUCGCAGAUCCCUUGAGCUGAGGUGUGGGUAAUCCCAGCCCCAGAACCAAAGCCAUUUCCUUACCAUUCAGAUGAAACCGUUAUCAAGAAGUAGUAUUCAUUGCUGUGCCAUCUGUGAGCCUGGGUCCUGCCCUCUCCUCCUCUGCCAUGCGGGUGUGGCUGGAUCCCAGAAAGUUCUUUCUAGGUUUGAAGUAGAUGUCUGUUAUGGAGCAUGGGGACCUUUGGUUAGAGGCUUUCGGAACUGUUGGGCGACUCCAUGCAGGAGGAGCCAGCCAGGCACAGCCUUGUGUCUGCAUUAGCCCCUUGUGCUUUAAUGUACCCCAAGAGAUGAGCCACCCUUUUGGGUACAAAUCCCAUUUGUUGGCCCCUCCUUCUUUUCCCUGUGUUUCUGGAGAAGCUGACCUUUCUCCUUACUGGGGAUAUUCUGGGUUCACUGUGGGGCUUAAGGAGUUAAUGAGGCUUGUCUCUCCCCUCCCCCCCUCCACCAAAAGAAUGUGCUGGGCCCCUGCCACAGAAAUUCCACCUCAACAUCCUCUUCCUCUCCAUUGUCUUGGAAACAAUGUUGGAAGGCUGAGCUCCUCUCUUUAACCCCCUGGGUGCUCCGCUGCCCAGAGAUCGCUGUCUGGCUGCAAGUUCUCCUGGCAAUCAGAAAGGGGGGGGGGAGAUCCUCGCAGCUGGCACAGUCAAAAGCCACCCACACCUUUCAACCUUGGGGUUGCUUUCUCAGCAGAGCCUCUGUUGUUGAAGUCGCUUUGAUAGAUACAGUGGAGACCCCUCGAUGGAAAAAUAGCACUUAACACUUGAAAAGGGCUGGAAGUCAGGGCUUUCUGGUUUGCAGCCAGGCAAACUCUGUUUUCAAGCCCUCGCCUUUUAAAGGACUACUUCACUCACCCCUUGUAAGAUGUUCCUCUUCUUCUCCCCUCACUCCAUUUGUCAUCACAGCAGUAAGGGUUCAGCUAGAUUAGAUGCAAAUGGCACGGGUGGAUUGAUCUCACCCCCUCCCCGCACUGUUUUACGAUGCAAAUCUUUUUCCUCCCUAGAGCUACUCUUUGCCCUAUGGUGGUGGGGAGGGGGGGGAGCCAUGCAGUUAUACCAGGCAGGUGUGCCCUCCUGUGUCCUCAGCCAGGUCUUUCAACACAUCUGCUUGGAGAUCUUUAGCUAGCUUUGCACAGGCAAGUGUCAAAACUGUCUAGACAAAUCUGGCUGCAUUUUGGCCCGGAGGAUAGAGAGUUUGAAUAAAAACAACAAUCCCAAACCUCCUUUAUGCAAGCCCAGCUCUGAACAGCCCAGGGACUGCAGGGAUGGCAGCACUGUUCAGCCCUGGGCAAGGCAGGGGCAGCAGGCAGGUCUGGAACAGCUUCCAUCCCCUGCCCCACUGGAGAGGGCUGUUCUUCUCAUCUGUAUUUGAUGGAGCAGCAGGUUGAGGGGGCACAACACAGUUGUUUGCUUUCUGGCAUCAACCAUUCCAGAAGCCCCUUUGCAACGGAACACUUCCUUUCCAGGGCUGCCUUUGCACUAAACAAAGCCCAGCCUGUUUGCUUUAUUCACCCCUCCCCUCUCAUUCAGGGCUCUGGUCACUGCCCUUUGGCAUCUAGUCCAAGGUUUUCCUCCACCCCAAGUUGCUUGUAUGUUUUGCGCAGAAGUCGAUUCCUGGUGUUUGCAAUCUCUAGGGAAGGUUGAACUCCUCUGUCUUCUGCCUGGCCUUUUAAGAAAACUGAAUACUUCCCUUAAUGUUACAUUUUGAACAGCACUUAAACAUCCUGGUUUUUGGCCCCUGUGUGGCAUUGCAGGCUUCUCUUGGCACCUUGCAGUUGUGCUGCUCCCUGCCUCGCUCUCUGCUGCUUGCAUGGCUGGAAAUAAGCGCUGAAGCUUUCAGUGAAUGGGGCAGAUUGCCCCAUUUCCCAGCCCAUGGAGUUCUGUGGAUCUCACCAGAAGCAGCUGCCCCCUAAUCCAGGGCCCAGCAUUCCUCCUCUUGCUGCCAUCCAAAAACUGCUAUCCUGGAUUUAGGCAUAAGGCUGUGUGGCUUUCUCAUUGGUCUCUUCAGAAACUAGCGGAAUGCACCACUUUUAAUCUCCUCCUUUACAUAGUGGGUUUGAGGUUGUCAUCUGGUGCAGCCGGGCAUGAGCUGAGGCUUCAUCUGACUUUUGCUGCACCACUUCCUCCACCAGAAGCCCCAUCUGUCAUCGGCUGGGAUGAAACUCUUGUGGGAAAGGGCCACAGGCCUCCUGUGAACCAAAACUGUGAAAAGGGAGCCUGCAUCGUGGCUGUACUGCUCCCCCUCCCCUCUCUCGCAGCUGCCUUUUGUGUGGCUGCUGGGUCUCUUCCCCCACCCCAAGCCAGAGUGCAAACUAGGCAAGGCAAUAUCAGUCCAAAUUCAGGUUGUGGUAGAAUAUGUAAGUUUUCACACAACAGGAUUCUUUGUCAGGUGGGAUGAAAACUGAUGAAAAGUCCUGUGUAUACUUCAGAUUACCUACAUCUUUCUUUUGAGGGCUGCCAAGAGGAGAUGGGUUUCACCUCUUCAAAUAUGAAAGUAUUAGACCACACACACUUACCUAUGCUGCCCCCCCCCGCAUCCUGCCAUGCAAGGUAGGCUGCAUCUCCAUGCCAAGGCCAGCUUUUUCUUUGCACAUUGAGAGUCCCAAGUGCCAACUCUGUAUGUUGCUAUGUUAUUAAAUGCAUAUAUUGCUGGGUGUAAUUUUGUGCUUUCUACACACUAAAGAAAUCAAUGGUUGCUGUCCGGCAUUUCCACAGCAGGGCUUUUUCAGUAGCGUUUCUGAAGCUGUCUCUUGCCAUUUGACUGUUCUGUUUUGGCGCUGCCUCUACAGCUCAUGCCUUGGGCGUGGGUGCCAUUGUAGGGAGGGAGGGGAAAGGGGCAGCGUCACUUCCAUUAAAUGGUGCUAAUGAUAAGA
This is a messenger RNA of Eublepharis macularius, 8549 nucleotides long. It is a transcript of the gene SHROOM4, whose product is annotated as shroom family member 4. The record is from RefSeq and is a predicted model, not a curated record. The transcript is spliced from 11 exons. Gene Ontology annotation, molecular function: actin filament binding. NCBI's taxonomy places the organism in Eukaryota, Metazoa, Chordata, Lepidosauria, Squamata, Eublepharidae. Gene Ontology annotation, biological process: actin filament organization. Bases 26 to 4522 code for a protein of 1498 amino acids. Gene Ontology annotation, cellular component: adherens junction; apical plasma membrane; cortical actin cytoskeleton.